UUCCUGACUUCUUUGGGGAUUUCGCUGCUGCUUUCCCGAAGGUCUUGGACUGGCGCUCCGGCUCCGUGGGAACGCGCUGGGCUCUGCGUCUCGGAUUUUGCAUUUUCUCCCUCGGGACUGUGCGGAGCUCUUUCCACUGUGGAUUAUAAUUGCAACAUGACCCUGGAAGAGAUCGUGGCGUGCGACAACGCGGCGCAGAAGAUGCAGACGGUGAGCGCCGCGGUGGAAGAGCUUCUGGUGGCCGCGCAGCGCCAGGACCGCCUCACCGUGGGGGUGUACGAGUCGGCCAAGCUGAUGAAUGUGGACCCGGACAGCGUGGUUCUGUGCCUCCUGGCCAUCGACGAGGAGGAGGAGGACGACAUCGCCCUGCAGAUUCACUUCACUCUCAUCCAGUCCUUCUGUUGCGACAACGACAUCGACAUCGUGCGGGUGUCCGGCAUGCAGCGCCUGGCACAGCUGCUGGGCGAGCCCCCCGAGACCCAGGGCCCCACGGAGCCCCGAGACCUUCACUGCCUCCUCGUCACGAACCCGCACACAGAAGCCUGGAAGAGCCAGGGGCUGGUGGAAGUGGCCAGUUACUGUGAAGAGAGCCGGGUUAACAAUCAGUGGGUGCCCUACAUUGCCCUGCAGGAGCGCUGAGCCCCCGCCGGGCACCGGAAGCUGCUGAAUUGCUGCCAACAAAACCCGAUAAAAACCAAAACUCAAAUAAAUAUUUGA
Molecule: messenger RNA, 717 nt
Organism: Elephantulus edwardii (Cape elephant shrew)
Lineage: Eukaryota; Metazoa; Chordata; Mammalia; Macroscelidea; Macroscelididae
Gene: GADD45B
Product: growth arrest and DNA-damage-inducible, beta
Exons: 4
Coding region: 157-639 (160 amino acids)
Biological process (GO): regulation of cell cycle
Cellular component (GO): nucleus; cytoplasm
Source: RefSeq, a predicted model, not a curated record